Messenger RNA from Prorocentrum cordatum, 2009 nucleotides. The record is from the annotation of a GenBank genome assembly. NCBI's taxonomy places the organism in Eukaryota, Dinophyceae, Prorocentrales, Prorocentraceae.
CAGCUUCUGGAGGGUCGACGGCACCAGCAGCGGAACCGUCAGGGCACGACCCCCUCCAUGGGGCCAGCAGGCGCAACCGAGCCCGCGCGCGCCCACCCGCGUCGGACGGCGCGCCCCUCGCGUCGCCGGUCGAUCACUGCUGUCUGUGCUGCUCCGCCCCAGCUGUAUUCCUCCACAUCCACGUCCCCUUCCCCUGCAAUUUCCUAGUUCCACCUCAUCCUCCAUAGCCGUCUCGUGUGAGGCUUCUUCGGCUCAGUGCUCCACGCGUAGCACAUGGCCGCACACGGUGCCCACAGUCCGCAGGUUUGCUGUACCAUCGCCGACCUCUGGUCGAAGCCAUGCCAACCACAUGUGGCGCUCCCGUUUGGGAGCGUUUCUACAUGUUGGCCGUCUACGUGUGGGUCAGCAUGCUUCAGUCGAUGCUGUGGGCGCCCAUUGCAGCGGCGCCCGACGCAGCCAAGCAUGAGUUCCCUGGGCUGACGGAUGCGGCGAUCUUGCUGCAGUUGAACUGGGGACCGAUCGUGCAGAUGGUCUUCAUCCCCGCGGCCAUUGCCCUGCUCGGCAGCCGCAACGGCCUGCAGCGCUGCGUGCGGGUCGGCGUGGUCCUGUCGGCAUUGGCCGCCGCCCUCCGGGUGCUGGCCUUGCGGCUCCCUGCGGCCGCGCGGGCCACCUUUUGGGCGCAGUCGCUGCUGCACGCUGCGGGCAUGCUGAACGGGGCCUCCGCCAGCUUCCUGCAGGGCACGCCCACCCGGUUCUCCGCCGUGUGGUUCCCCCCAGGGCAGCGCGCGCGUGCCACAGGCUGCGCCUUUGUGGGCCUCGGCCUGGGCCAGGCGCUGUGCUACGCCCUCAGCCCCGUGCUGGUGCGCGGCCUGGACGAGCUGGCCCCCGGAACGGCCUCCUGCUCCAGCUGGCCGUGGCCGCGCCCCCGCUGGUCUGCUGCUUCGCGCACUUCCCGGACGCACCCGGCGGCGCAGGGGACCGCCGGGACUGGAGCGCGGGGGACGCCGGCGGCGGCGGAGCCAGGCGCCCUGGUGGUGCCGUUGGGGGCGGCGGGCGGCGCGGAGCCCGGCGGCGCCGGCGGGGCGCCCAAGGGCGGGUGGCGGCCGCUCUGGGCGGCCAUGCGCAGGCCUUCGGCGGUGCUGCUGGCCACGCUCUGCGGCCUCGCCAACGGGCCGUACCAGGGCUGGGGUGCUGCGCUGCCGACUAUCUCGGGGGCACCUCCACUACACGAACUCCCGGGCCGACCUCCUGUCCCUGGCGUCGAUGGUGGCGUACACGUGCGGCUGCUACGUGGUGGGGGAGCUGGGCGACCGUGCUUUCCGGGGCCGCCUGAAGCUGCUGCUGGGACUCCUGCUCGCCGCCGAGUUCGGAAGUUUUUCGUGGCUGUGCAUGAUGCUCCCGUCCAAUUUCCGCGGUGAGCCCCUUAUCGACACAGGCUUUCCUUCAAUUCUCGCUGCGGUGUUCCUCACUGGUGCGUUUGUUGGUGCCACGAACCCCAUAUCAAUGGAGUUCCUCGCCGAGGUGACGUACCCUGCACAUGAGGGGGUCUCAGGGAACGUCGUCAUAUUUUUGACGCAGGUCUUCACCAUGAUCGUCCUCGCAGGGGCUCCGCAUCUGGAUCCGCUGGCGACGACGCCUGUUAUGGCACUCAUCAUUCUGUUGUGUGGACUGUUGCUGCUGCCGGUUGAGAGCCAGUACUUGCGAAGUGCAGCCGAGGGAUCUUUGUGAGGUGCGCCGAGGCCAAAGCUCAAUGGACACCUUGCGGGUGCCCUACUUAGCCUCCCCUCAUGGGACGGGCCCGUGACGCCCCGCCGAGGCCGCGCGAGAGAGUCCCGCCGAGGCCGCGACGCUCCGCCCGCGAGUUUGGCCCGCGCCACCUCUCCACGGGCGGCCGCCGGGCGUGCGGCCGCCGCCGCGUCGUUCGGGCACCCCCGCGGGGGGGGGGGCGCGGUGUGCAGCGACACGCGGGGGAAGCUUUCUCGUCCUCCUCAUCUUCCUCCUCCUCCUCC